Molecule: messenger RNA, 835 nt
Organism: Saccostrea echinata
Lineage: Eukaryota; Metazoa; Mollusca; Bivalvia; Ostreida; Ostreidae
Exons: 4
Coding region: 51-557 (168 amino acids)
Source: RefSeq, a predicted model, not a curated record
ACAAGGAUAUUUAUCAGAAAUUCAAGAGAAGAUUUUGUUCAAUUCUAACUAUGGACUGGAAAAUAUUAACCGUUUUCUUUGCACAGAUUCUAGGCUUGUCCACAGUGUCUGGUUCCUGUUACUAUAACUCGUAUACUACAUCCUACUCCUGUUACUACGACUACUAUGAUUACUACAAUAACUACGAUUACUACUACUACUACUAUUACUCCUCCUAUAGACUAAGUGCUGGAGCAAUCCUUGGGAUCAUAUUUGGCGCCCUCGCUGGAUUGGCCACGCUCAUUGGACUUAUCGUCUGUUUGUGUGUGUAUGUAUGCAAAAAAGCCACACCUAGACAGGGCACAGUUAUCUACUAUAAUACCAAUCCAAAUGCAGGAACAACUGUCUUGCAAACUAACCAGACACCAAUGCAGCCUUACAUUCAGCAAGGGUUUUACUCACCUUAUCCUGUUCAGAUGCAGGCAACUGGACAAGGCGUAGCUGCCUCUUUUGCGUCACCUCCCCAGUACAGUCCGCCACAACAAUCUACUGAAAAUCAAGUUCCGCCACCGAAAUAACAUUUUCCUUAGUGUGCUGUUUCAUCGACAUUGAAUAACACAGGUGAAAACUGAUAAACAAUCAGCUUUUAAGUAUUUUUUUUAAUUUUUAUUUUCUGUGUUUGUUACUUCUUGUUGUUUACAUCUUGGUUUGUUUCACUGACUGUUAAAUACAUUUUGUACAAACCGUUUAUAAACUAUAUAUGAACAUUAUUUAGUAAUAUGCAAUUGACCAAUACAUUUAUUAUUUAUAUACAGUUAUUAUUUUGUAUUCCAAAUAAAUACAUGUGUAUAUGUUA